AUGUCCCACAGCACGUACAACAAACUCUGGGCAUCGGCCCAGGCCCAGCUGCGGCACCUGCUCUCUGAGGAGCGGCGCGUGCAGGCGCUGCCGCCCGAGGCCAGCAGACGGGCCUUCCUGCAGCAGCUCAGCGGCUUCUUCGUGCCGUACGCGCGCGUCUUCCGGCAGCUGGAGGAGGCCCACGACCAGGUGGUCCACGCGCAGAAGCGGCGGCUCAUCCGCCGGACGCUGGAGGGCGUGGCGGGCCGGCUGCUGGAGCUGAGGCGCGGCAUGACGGCGGCCGACGGGCGCGAGUUCCACCGCGCCGACGACGCCCUGCAGGACGCCGGGCUCACGCCGGCGGACGUGGAGCUGCCCGUGCCGCGGCACUUCCUGGCCGAGCGGGCGGCCGAGCUGCGGGCGAGGGAGGCGCUGCUGAGGGCCGCGCUGGGCGCCCGGCCGGCGGGCGGCACGGGGGCGCAGGAGGAGGAGCAGGAGGAGGAGGAGGAGGCGCGGGACGGGGCGCGGCUGCUGAACCGCAGCGCGGCGGUGCGGAUGCUGCAGGUGGCAGAGCGGGCGCGGCAGGGCCGGGCGCGGGCGGAGUUCGUGCGGAGCGUGCAGAGGGAGGAGGAGGCCAUGCGGAGGAGGAGGAGGAGGAGGGGGAUGUCCCGGGCGGCGGAGGAGGAGGAGGGGUGCCGGGACGGCGCGGCGCUGUGCAUCCAGAGGAUGUGGAGGGGCCACCUGCAGCGCCGCAGGACCAGGACGGAGAGGGAGGAGGAGCUGGUGCUGCUGGGCAUGGCGCCCGGACGCCGGCGCGCCUCCUCCCGCGCGGAGCGCGCGGCCGCCAACGAGGAGCGCCGGCGCCGGGAGCGGGAGCGCAACGAGGCGGAGUACCGGGCCGCCGUCGCCGCGGCGACCCAAGACAUGGCGGAGGCGGAGCUGCGGCACGCGAAGGAGGAGGCGACCGACCUGAUCCGCCAGUGGGCGGCGGAGUGCCGCGACGCCACGGGCGUCCUGCCCGACCUCCCCGAGGAGCAGGAGGGCGGGCUGGCGCUGAUCUUCGCCGAGGACGUCCCCGCGCACAUGCGGGAGGAGGAGCCGGCGGGCGCGGAAGAGGACCCGGCCGGCGGGGAGGAGGAGCCGGGCUUCAGGCUGCCGCCGUCGCGGUUCCUGCCGAGCUUGGAGGCGGCGCAGAAGACCUACGCGGCGGUCUGGCAGAAUCGGCCGCGGCCCGACAGCCCGACGCAGAGGCACGACGCGGAGCUCCUGAAGGAGGCGAAGACGAAGGAGGUGGAGGAGGAGGCCCUGCGGCAGGUGGACCGGCUCAUGAGGGAGGAGCUGGCCAACCUGAAGGCCGCCAUGGGGGUCGACGCGGGCGGAGGCAAGGCCAAGGGCAAGGGCAAGGCCAAGGGCAAGGGCAAGGGCAAGAGAGGCGGGAAGAAGGAGAAGAGGGACAAGGACCUGACGGCCCACAGGAGCGUGGAGUCCCUGUACCAGGAGCUGGUGGCGGAGGGCCUGCUGAAGCAGCCCGACGCCGUCACGCUCAGCGAUUAUCUGGGCUCCUUCAGCGACCCGGGGACGGCCCGGCGGCAAGCCGGCGCGGAGCCCGCGCCGUCCGCGGCGGACGUGCGGCAGCUGGUGGUCCUGGACGCCGUCAUCCCGCUGGGCUCUCAGGCCGUCGGCGAGAAAGCCCUGGCCGCCAAGGCCAUCCUCCUGGUGGGGCCCACCGGCGUGGGCAAGAGGAUGCUGGUCCACGCCGUCUGCCAGGAGACGGGCGCCAACCUCUUCGACCUCUCGCCGCUCAACCUCGCCGGCAAGUACCCGGGCAAGAGCGGCCUGCAGACGCUGCUGCACACGGUGUUCAAGGUGGCCCGGCUCAUGCCGCCGUCGGUGAUCUGGAUCGGCGGCGCCGAGAGGAUGUUCUACAGGAAGGUGCCCAAGGAGGAGAAGGACGCGGACCCCAAGCGGCUGAAGAAGGACCUGCCCAAGUUCCUCAAGUCGGCGGCCGAGGACCGCGUGCUGCUGCUGGGGACGUCCCGGGACCCGUCCGGCGCCGACCUCAAGUCCCUCCUCAAGGUGUUCGGCAAGGUGGUCCUGCUGCCGAGGCCCGACUACGCCGCCCGGCACCUGCUCUGGCGCCGGCUGGUGGAGCGGGCGGGCGGGACGGUGACCGGGGCGCUGAACGUGGGCUCCCUGGCCCGCCUGUCGGACGGCCACACGCAGGGCCAGAUCGCGGCGGUGGUGCGGGCGGUUCUGACCGAGGCGCGGCUGCAGCGGCUGCCCGGCGGGCCGCUGGGCGCGGCCGAGUUCGCCCCGGCGCUGGCCGCCGCCACGCCCGUGACCCGGGACGAGGAGGCGCUGAGGAGCUGGUUCGCCAAAACGCCGCAGGGGAAGGCGCAGAGCGAGGCGGCCGCCGCCGAAGACCUGGUCCGCGCCGCGCCGGCCGACGCGGAAAAAGGCAAAGGGGGGACGAAGAAGGCCAAGUGA
Conger conger (European conger) is the source of this 2466-nucleotide messenger RNA. Its product is annotated as dynein regulatory complex protein 11-like. The coding region runs from base 1 to 2466 and encodes 821 amino acids. Lineage: Eukaryota; Metazoa; Chordata; Actinopteri; Anguilliformes; Congridae. The record is from RefSeq and is a predicted model, not a curated record. The transcript has a single exon. Gene Ontology annotation, molecular function: protein binding; ATP hydrolysis activity; ATP binding.